Molecule: messenger RNA, 989 nt
Organism: Ostrea edulis (European flat oyster)
Lineage: Eukaryota; Metazoa; Mollusca; Bivalvia; Ostreida; Ostreidae
Exons: 8
Coding region: 125-721 (198 amino acids)
Source: RefSeq, a predicted model, not a curated record
AAUUUCGCAUAAGUUCUAAAUGCGAAAACGGACAUUUACAGGUUGUGCUAACUAAGUGUUACAGUUACAAAACAACGGUUAACAAGAGACAAGUGCUUGGAAAGGCUUUUCAACUUUGAACACGAUGGAUUAUGAUGUAGAUUUUUAUCGGAGAAAACAGGAAUUAAUGCAGAAAGUGUACAUAUUAAAGAAUGAGCUUACACCACAAGAAAAAGCGGCAAUGCAGGAUAUGAAAUCUUCUCUACAACAAGCAUGGGUAGUGAGAGCAAUACCAUGCGUUUUGUUUGGUUAUAGUUUGAUGAUUGGAAUACCACGCACGCCUGCUAAAAUACCCAAACUUCUCAAGUCAUUGAAUAUUGCUUCCCAUUUGUAUGCUCUUACUCUGGGAGUAGGUAUUAGUUAUGGACUGAUUCCUAAACAGAAGAUCGUCACAAAAACCUUACAGAACUACAAUAUAACUAUGGAACAGAAUCUGGGUAAACUACGAGCUAUGGAAGAAGAGGAACGAUCUUGUUCAGCUGUGCCAAACUAUUCCUUUGACAGUGUUCAGAAAGCGUACAAUGAGGAGCUGAAAAAGACACACAACCAAGUUAGGACAUCACAAAAUCGUGUUCAAAAGACAGAGGAUAGUCAAGAGCCAGAUGAUGGAUUUGAAGACUUCUAUGCUAAAAAACGAGGUAGAAGAACCAAUACAUAUGGAGAUGAACUGGACAGUGACUAGCAGGGCCAGUGUUACUAAAAUGAUACUCUUCAUGUGAUGUGAAUCAUAUUUAUCAUAAUAAACAAUUGUGUGCGCAGUGAAUGUGGACUGCACUUCAUGACACGUUAUAAAUACUACACAGAGUGUGAUUGUAGGAACAGAAUAUUAUAUUCUAAGAAGUUUUGUAUGCUUAUAUGUGUGUCAGACAUGUUUUUUCUGUAAUGGAGUGUGAGUUUGUGAAAUGAAUGUAUGUUUUGGUUUUAAUGUGAAUAAAUUUUCACACAUGUUC